Carya illinoinensis is the source of this 512-nucleotide messenger RNA. Its product is annotated as serine/arginine-rich splicing factor SR45-like. Bases 147 to 497 code for a protein of 116 amino acids. The transcript has 3 exons. Lineage: Eukaryota; Viridiplantae; Streptophyta; Magnoliopsida; Fagales; Juglandaceae. The record is from RefSeq and is a predicted model, not a curated record.
AGAGACUAGCCUGGGUGCUAUUUAUCAUUCUAAUUUCUAGCCGCAGGCCUGCGUCGGCUCGGUCUCAUCUAUUCUACGGGGUUUAUCUAGGGUUUCGCUCUCUCUCUGACUCUCUCUCUCUGUCUCUCUAUGUGUUGGCCAUAGCCAUGGCGAAACCAAGCCGAGGCCGUCGGUCGCCGCCAUCUGGGUCCGUUUCGGGCUCCUCCUCUCGGUCAAGGUCCUACACCGGCUCCGACUCCCGUUCCAGCUCUCGGUCCCGGUCCCUCUCACGUUCCAGAUCUCGAUCGAGGACGUUCUCCUCAUCUUCUUCUCCGUCUCGUAGUAUCAGUUCUCGCAGCGCAAGCCCCCCGCCUUCGAAGAAGAGUCCUAUGGAAGUAGCUAGGCGAGGUCGUUCUCCACCACCAAAUUCUAAGAGAACUUCUCCACCACCAAGAGUGAAUUCUUGGGUGAACGAGUACAAUAUUAAAGGCCAGAAUUGCUCAAACAUGGGUGGAUAGCAGUCCACAUCAGCA